Paramecium primaurelia is the source of this 592-nucleotide messenger RNA. Lineage: Eukaryota; Ciliophora; Oligohymenophorea; Peniculida; Parameciidae. The record is from the annotation of a GenBank genome assembly.
AUGUAAACUUAAAGUUCAUUUAAUAUAGACAAUCCUAAUACUCUUCUGUAAAAGGAAAUUCAAUCGAAGAAUUAACUGAUUUUUGGAAUUGUUCUAGCAAGUUGCUUAAGUCUCAUAAUUAUCUUUACACCAUAGCGCAAUUAUGUUCCAAAUUACAUCUUAAAUCAAAGAAAUUCUUAUGAUUCUUAAGAUUAAUUAUGUAUAUAUUAAUUUUCUACAUAACCUACAAAUUGUACACAGAUUUAAGCCAAUAUUACUUAAGUUACAAUUGAUGUAAAUGAUAACAAUUCAACACAUAUCCUGAUACUUGAUGAAUUAUAUGUUUCAAAUAUAAUAACUAUUCAAAUGGUACUAUUAUUUUUUCAAAUUUAUAUUCAACAAGUGUAAAGAUAACUGAAAAACUUAUUUAGCAUUCAGAAUCUUAGAAAGUGUAAAUGAAUCUUGCAAUAAUCAAGAUUGUGGAACUUACAAUGAAAUUCAAAUUAGAUAAAACUAAUGGAUAAAUAUAAAAAAUUUAAUUUCUAAAUGGUUUAGAUGGUCUUUUGCUUUAAGACUUGUUUUGAAAUAUCUAACACUUAGGUCCAAAUGUUGA